CAACCAUUGGCGAGAGUGGGUGCAUGCGGCAUUAUUUCCCGCUGACACCCUGGAAAGUGUGAGUGUAGCGUGGUGAGACUGGACAUGUCACACUGGUGAUUCACACUGGUGUCUCCGUGUCACGAUGUCCCGGUGCUGAGAGUGCCAGGGCCACCGGCAGUGCGUGGCCCCUUGAUUUAUCUCAAGCGUGAGUGAGUGUGCGUGAGAGUAAAAUCAGACUGUAACUCUGCACCACCACACUAUCGCCAUCAUGGGGCCGGAACACCUAGGAUCUGCCUCCUUCCUUCAUAUGGGGGACAUCGUUUCCCUGUAUGCUGAGGGCAGCGUAUCGGGAUUUAUCAGCACACUCGGGCUGGUCGACGCCCGAUGUGUUGUGAAUCCCAGUGCAGGAGAUCUCACGAAUCCACCCAAGAAAUUCAGAG
Messenger RNA from Penaeus chinensis, 422 nucleotides. RefSeq names its product inositol 1,4,5-trisphosphate receptor-like. Gene Ontology annotation, biological process: calcium ion transport. Gene Ontology annotation, molecular function: inositol 1,4,5 trisphosphate binding; inositol 1,4,5-trisphosphate-gated calcium channel activity; phosphatidylinositol binding. Lineage: Eukaryota; Metazoa; Arthropoda; Malacostraca; Decapoda; Penaeidae. The record is from RefSeq and is a predicted model, not a curated record. Gene Ontology annotation, cellular component: endoplasmic reticulum membrane; sarcoplasmic reticulum; secretory granule membrane.